Aspergillus saccharolyticus JOP 1030-1 is the source of this 1450-nucleotide messenger RNA. RefSeq names its product isopenicillin N synthase family dioxygenase. Gene Ontology annotation, molecular function: dioxygenase activity. The coding region runs from base 294 to 1352 and encodes 352 amino acids. Lineage: Eukaryota; Fungi; Ascomycota; Eurotiomycetes; Eurotiales; Aspergillaceae. The record is from RefSeq and is a predicted model, not a curated record. The transcript has 2 exons.
AGGGAGGUUCUGUGUUUUUGCGCGUUUACUUUCCGAUACGAUAUGUGUUUUCCCCUAUGUGGUGUCAUGCAGAAGUGCAUUGUUCUUUGCCUCUGCACCCCUCCUUGCAUUCCUUGGUUCUGCGAGGUGAUAUAACCAGCGGGGAUCUCACCAGCUUCCCCCAUGUUUGAUCCCCCACCACACCUUCGGGAAUAUCUACACUGAUAUCAAGCAAUCGAUACAUACCUAAGUAUCUAGCCUCGUGAACAUUUAACUUAUCAGUCAGGUUUGAGGAGUUCACGAGCGUCCUCACGAUGGAAGGCAACCUGCCGAAGCAGCAGUGUCACCCGGUAACUACUGCGAUCGAGAAAGAUGAUCUCGUAAUCCCUAUCAUCGACUUCGGACCCUUCCUGCACGGCACCCCCGCCGACAAACACGAAGUCGCCAUGUCGGUCGUGCACGCCUUCAAGACCUCCGGGUUUCUCUAUCUCAGCAAUCACGGAGUCCCGCCAUCCGUGGUCAGCCAUGUCUUUAGCUCCUCCGCUCGGUUCUUCGCCCGGCCCCAGGAUCAGAAAGACAGCUUGUGCUGGACGACCCCACAGGCGAACCGCGGGUACGUGAAGACCGGGCAAGAGAAGCUAAGCACAGUCGAUGACGUCUCGGCGGCGGACCCUCGAACCCUCGUCCCGGACCUCAAGGAGACGAUGGAGAUCGGCCGAGAAGGCGUGGAGGGCCUCCCCAACCGCUGGCCCGAGCAUCUUGACGCCGAGGGCCAGGAGUUCAAGGCGGUGAUGCUGUCGUUCUUCCAGAUGUGCAAAGCCCUGCACACCGAGGUCAUGCGGGCCAUCGCGCUGGGCAUGCACCUGCCGGAGCACUAUUUCGACUCGUUCGUCGACGCCGGCGACAACAACCUCCGCCUGCUGCAUUAUCCGGCCGUGGAUAAGAGCGUCUUCAGGAAUAACCCCCUGCAGGUGCGCGCGGGGGAGCACAGCGACUACGGCUCCAUCACCCUGCUCUUCCAGGAUGGUCGCGGCGGCCUCCAGGUCCGCAGCCCCAAGGGCACCUUCGUCGACGCGACCCCGAUCGCGGAUACCGUGGUCGUCAACGCGGGUGACCUGCUGGCGCGCUGGUCCAAUGAUACUAUCAAGAGCACGCGGCAUCGGGUUGUUGAACCGCCAAAAGUCGCGGGCGCCGAGGAGGACGAUUCCGAGGUGUAUCCGGACCGGUACAGCAUCGCGUAUUUUUGCAACCCGAAUAAUGACCAAAUGAUCGAGGCCAUCCCGGGAACCUACGGAGAGGAUAUCCGCCCGCUUAAGUACCCUGGGAUCACGGCCGGAGACUAUCUAGUACAGCGGCUCACCGCAACCUACUGAUUUCAUCAUGAUGACCUGGCGUCGGAAUGUGCUUGGGGUGGGGGUUUUGCGCAGUUCUAGUUUGACAACGUAACACCGUACAGCAAUGAUAAAUAUAG